AGUAGUUAAUUAUAAGCUGAGAGCCCUGGAAGCAGUUUGCGAUCUAGUGUUGGUUGAGUAUAUCUUUCAUCACGGUCACCUUGAGAAGAUUUUCGAAGAACAAGCACGCACUGUUGAGAUCAAUUUAUCACGAAUAUACAUAUCGACUGUUUUGUAAGAAAACGAUUCUGAAAUUUAGUGAAUAUGUCAACUAUUCAAUGUAUUAUCUACUUCAGUCUCGUGGUAAGUUCAUGGGCAUGUUCCUGUAAGAGAUUUCAUCCGCAAGAACAUUUUUGCCAAGAUGAUUAUGCUUUACGGGUCAAGGUAAUUGGUUCGUUAAAAGUCGAAAGAUUCGCUGAAGUCGACAUAACACAUGGAACGGUUCGUUUCGAAAAGAUAUACUAUCCCAUACGUAUAAUAGAAGUAUAUAAAGGAAAUGUUUCGAGUUUAACGCAUCUAAAGAAGUUACAUCGACGUAUUGAUAAAGUAAGAUACAUUUCAAGAUUAUAUGUCCCAUCUCGUAUCUCUUCAUGUAGUUUAAGUUUGAAAAAAUCUAAAUAUUACAUCUUGAUGGGGCAAAUACAUGAAGGAUCUUUACAUCAUGACCUAUGCAACUGGCGAUCAUUAUUAAAACAUGUUACGAAGAUUCAGAAAAAGGGGUUGAAAAAAUACUACGCAGAAGGUUGCCAGUGCACUAUUCGUACCUGCCCAACGCUCGAAUGGUGCAAGAAAUCACGGUUGCGAAAUGAAUGUCGCUGGGUUGCUCGUGACGGUAUUACUUCAACAAAAUGUGUUGAUGGAUGGAAAGUAUGCAAGUACAACAUAAAAAGACGAUCUUGCAAGUGGAAAAAACUAGGACAGAAUCAUUUUGCCAAUUGUGUUAAAACAGGCCAGCUUAAAAUAAAUCAUGCAAGGAACUGGUAAAACAUGUUACACGAAGUGGCAGAUUGGCAGCGUACGUACGUCAAAAUAAAUUCUACCGCUCUUUAUUUGCCAUAAUUUGAAAUACCUUGAAAGCCCAUCGAUUAGCAAGAUUUCAUUCUAUGGAAGUUUGUUGCCAAUAGCAUUUUUAUGAAAGUAUUUUGAUUUUAAAAUUGAGCUGCUAUAAUUUACUUUGAUCGAACAAUGGAAUUGUCAUUAACAUGUCAAUGAUUUCUUGCAUCAACAUGCAUGAUAUGUACCGUGGUAUAAGCUGGCUACAUGCUGUCGUCUAUAUUAUAAAUACAUGAGACUGGAAUGUUAUUGGUUAUGGCUAAAUGUUGAAAAAAAGUGACAACACAAAGCACAGAUAUUUAUUACUGUAAAAUAUUACAAAUUAAAACAAUGUGUUCACAUCAAUGAGAAAUAAACUAAUUUAUUUUACUUA
Molecule: messenger RNA, 1345 nt
Organism: Xenia sp. Carnegie-2017
Lineage: Eukaryota; Metazoa; Cnidaria; Anthozoa; Malacalcyonacea; Xeniidae
Product: metalloproteinase inhibitor 3-like
Exons: 2
Coding region: 184-903 (239 amino acids)
Biological process (GO): negative regulation of endopeptidase activity; negative regulation of membrane protein ectodomain proteolysis
Cellular component (GO): extracellular matrix
Molecular function (GO): metalloendopeptidase inhibitor activity; protease binding
Source: RefSeq, a predicted model, not a curated record